Molecule: messenger RNA, 3095 nt
Organism: Hypomesus transpacificus
Lineage: Eukaryota; Metazoa; Chordata; Actinopteri; Osmeriformes; Osmeridae
Gene: yap1
Product: Yes1 associated transcriptional regulator
Exons: 8
Coding region: 508-1830 (440 amino acids)
Biological process (GO): positive regulation of transcription by RNA polymerase II; hippo signaling
Cellular component (GO): nucleus; cytoplasm
Molecular function (GO): transcription coactivator activity; transcription corepressor activity; protein binding
Source: RefSeq, a predicted model, not a curated record
CCCGAAGUUUAGAACGAAGUCAGGCUCAACUUGAGAACAGUGAAAGGGCAGUGAUUUGCAAUGCACGCUGUCACUCGUUCUUCUUUGGGUAAAAUGCUGCGGGCCCGUCAGUAGUUGUUUGCAGUUGGUACUACCAGCCUAUUUGAGUUUUUAACUGGAAAUCUCUUGUAGCUGUAUGUUUUUUUGUGGAGAAAUACACUUCCACAGUGGUGUAGAUAUGCGCGUUGUUAUGUGUGCAAGCGUGGCCUUUGGAAACAGCAGAAAGAAGUUUUCUUUUACUGGAGAUUCCGAUAGCUAACAUAAUAUUGUUGAAGAUAACUUUAGCCUACAUAAGAAGCCUACAAGACUACACAACGAAUUCAUUUUUUGAGUCACCUGGAUUAACUUGGUCAAGAUUUACAGUUUGGAAGUCCGUGAAAUUUAGGGGUUCUUAGUCUAUACUAGGGCCUACUUUGUUUUGUUGUAACUUUUUUCGGAAACAACAUUUUUCAUAAAUUCAUUGGGAUAAUGGAUCCGAGCCAGCACAAUCCGCCUGCGGGCCACCAAAUCGUCCAUGUCCGGGGGGAUUCUGAAACAGAUUUGGAGGCACUUUUCAACGCCGUGAUGAACCCGAAAAAUACAAUCGUACCCCCUUCUGUACCUAUGAGGAUGAGGAAGCUGCCAGACUCCUUUUUCAAACCACCGGAGCCCAAGUCUCAUUCCAGACAAGCCAGCACAGACGCAGGCACUGCAGGCGCUCUCACCCCCCAGCAUGUCCGUGCCCACUCGUCCCCUGCCUCCCUGCAGCUUGGAGCAGUCCCCUCUGGCUCCCUUGCCAGCAUGGCCCCUGCAGGGGCCCCCCCUCAGCACCUCCGCCAGUCCUCAUAUGAGAUCCCUGAUGACGUGCCGCUGCCCCCCGGGUGGGAAAUGGCAAAGACAGCCUCAGGACAGAGAUACUUCCUCAAUCACCUUGACCAGUCCACCACCUGGCAGGACCCUCGCAAAGCCCUUCUCCAGAUGAACCAGGCUGCGCCUGCCAGCCCUGUGCCAGUACAGCAACAGAACAUUAUGAGCCCAGCCACCGGUCCUCUCCCUGAUGGCUGGGAACAGGCCAUUACCUCAGAGGGCGAGAUAUACUACAUCAACCACAAGAACAAAACCACCUCUUGGUUGGACCCAAGACUCGACCCACGCUUUGCUCUAAACCCUCAGCGUAUUACCCAGAGUGCCCCAGUGAAGCAGGGCGGCCCGCUGCCUACCAGCCCCCAGACUGGAGUCAUGGGAGGUAAUAGCCAGAUGAGGCUUCUGCAGAUGGAGAAGGAGAGGCUAAGAUUGAAACAGCAGGAGCUGCUUCGCCAGAGGCCCCAGGAGCUGGCUCUGAGAAACCAGCCUCCGACCAGCAUGGAGCAGGACGGAGGCCCCCCCAACCCUGUGUCCUCGCCUGGGAUGGCCCAGGAUGCCAGAACCAUGACGGCUAACAGUACUGACCCAUUUCUCAACAGCGGGACCUACCACUCCAGAGAUGAAAGCACAGACAGCGGGCUGAGCAUGAGCAGCUACAGUGUCCCUCGCACUCCUGACGACUUCCUCAACAGUGUUGAUGAGAUGGACACAGGAGACUCUCUUCCAGCCUCUUUGGCAUCGCAGACAAGCCGUUUCCCAGACUACCUUGAUGCCAUUCCGGGCACAGACGUUGACCUGGGAACCCUGGAGAGCGAGAGCAUGGUGGUGGAGGGUGAGGAGCUGAUGCCAAGCCUGCAGGAGGCCCUAAGCUCCGACAUUCUCAAUGACAUGGAGUCUGUGCUGGCAGCCACCAAGAUUGACAAGGAGAGCUUCCUCACAUGGUUAUAGAGAAAGCCACUGUCCUCACUCUCCGACGCUCUGAUCUGCUGCCUUCUCUCCAACCUGUGAAGGAUGCCUGAUGCUUCUGAGACUUUUCAGCAGCCCUUUUGCAGACAUCUCUCUCUCUGUUUUGCCGUACGAGGCCAAACUCUGUAGAGUCAGCGGUCCUUCUCUUCUGUCGUUUUUUUUCUCUCGCUAGUUUACUUCUUAUAUCUCUUUUAUUUGUCUGUGUCUUCAAGGCUGGCCCAUGAACAGACAAUUAUUCAAGGGUCCCCAAAUCUUUCACAUGGCUGUCCAUACAAUCCAUCUUGGGUGCCUCAACCCCCCUUCCAUAGAUGAGCUGGGCAUGUGCAUGUACUUUUCAGACAGGAUAUCCAUCAUCAUCUGGAGCCUCUGGUGCCUCAUUGUUUUGAAGUACAGUGUUAAGCAGCAAUACUGUGUUUGAGACUAUUGCUUCGAGCUCAAAAAACAAACAUUUUAACGUUGGCCUUUUACACUUAAGACCUUCUUUCUGUCUUUUUUUCGGAGCCUGAGAAACCAAAAAUGAUGUAUCUGAAGUGAAUAGAACAAUACUGAUUUGGAAUUAAGGUAACAUGAGACCCAGUGAGGACGUGCUGUCUCUUGGGGGGAUUGUGGUGGAGGCUGGAGCCUGGGGGACCUACAUAACUGCUUGGCUGUGCCAGCGAGUCUAAGUUAAUCCUUUGUCAAAUCAAGUGCCUUCAGUUGUAUUUUUUGAGAGAGGAGCGAAGCAAAGCAUUACCAAGUUUCUGUACUGCAGUAUGAAGCAGUAGAGAAGACGCUGCAUCGUGAACACCAACCACACUCUCCAUUACCUACACUAAUGAUCAAUAAUCAAAAAUGUAUUUCUGUUUUAUAAAACAUAUUAUAAUGGAACUGACUCAUUUGUAUUUCAGACUUAUUUGAGGCUGAUUCUGUCUUGUUUUAUCUUUAAAGAAUAUUGUAUGUUAGGUUAUUACAUGUGUUAUAGAUCAGACUGCUUAUUUGCUGAUACUUGUUUUUAGGUGGAUUUAUACAUUUUAACAGGGUCACCUUUCAGCACAUCACAGCAACAGAUUUUAUUCACAGAGAGGGAAUUUUCAGAUUUACAAAUUACAAACUUUGUUUCCACGUAAACAGUUCUAUAUGACUUUAGUAAUAUUGUACCCAUAUAUAUUGCGUUGUAUCCCUGUUGUGCUAUAAUAUGCUUCAAAAUGAACCAAAAUAAGAAACUAAAAACAAAAAAAAACAAACAAAUGCACUUGGAUCCAUUAGAA